Molecule: messenger RNA, 981 nt
Organism: Gavia stellata (red-throated loon)
Lineage: Eukaryota; Metazoa; Chordata; Aves; Gaviiformes; Gaviidae
Product: SUN domain-containing protein 3-like
Exons: 8
Coding region: 1-981 (326 amino acids)
Biological process (GO): nuclear envelope organization
Cellular component (GO): meiotic nuclear membrane microtubule tethering complex; nuclear envelope
Molecular function (GO): protein-membrane adaptor activity
Source: RefSeq, a predicted model, not a curated record
AUGCCGGUCCUGCUGCCGGACGUCAUGGAGACCCUGCAGGAUGCCAACACUGAUGUCAAGAUGAAGGCCCUGGUAUUCCGCAGGAACACGAUGCGUCACGUGAAGAGGGAGGAGGCCAGCGUCAUCGCUUUGCAGCUGGCGGAAAAGUUCCUGCCCCUCUUUGGUGAUACAAUGCAUCACCCACCAGAAGGGCAGGAGGGUCCUGAGGCUCCUUUUCCUGCUGCUUCCCAUCCUGUCUGGAACUCACAGGCUUGGCUGGAGCAGAAGAUGCAGGAGCUCAAGGAGACGGCGGCUCAGGUGUCUGCUGCCAGGGCGAAUAUACUGCAGGCAGUGCGAGAGGUCCUCAGAGACCAUGGUGUCCAAGAGGAGAAGAGAGAGGAAAUUCUGCAGCUGACUCAGGCGGCAAUUAAGAACGUGCUUGAAAACUACCUCCCGAUGCCUGACUGGGCUCUGGAAGCCAUAGGUGCCACCAUUGAGGAGGAGAGGACAUCCAAGAGUUACGGUGGGCAAGGCAAGAAGAGCUGGUGGCUUUCUCCAUUCGGCUUCUCUUCUGCAAACCCUCCAGAGACGAUCUUGCAGCCCCGUAUGGCCCCUGGCAACUGCUGGGCUUUCCAAGGAUCUCGGGGCCACGUGGUCAUCCGGCUGCCUGAGCAGAUCUGGCCAAGGGCUUUCACCAUCUGGCAUAUCUCCGAGGCAGUCUCUCCUUCCGGGGAAGUCAGCAGCGCCCCCAAAGAGUUUGCCGUCUCCGGCGUGGAUGAGGCAGGGGCAGAAACUCUCCUGGGGACAUUCACCUACGAGGUGCACAAGGAGGUGGCUCAGACGUUCCACGUGCAGAAGGAGCUUCCCAGGACCUUUCGCUACAUCAAAUUCGAGGUGCAGAGCAACUGGGGAAACCCAGAGUACACCUGUGUGUACCGUGUACAGGUUCACGGGAAGACGGCGAGCCACCACGACCACCCACAGGCCCAAGAUCUCCUUUGA